Molecule: messenger RNA, 1047 nt
Organism: Ichthyophthirius multifiliis
Lineage: Eukaryota; Ciliophora; Oligohymenophorea; Hymenostomatida
Exons: 1
Source: RefSeq, a predicted model, not a curated record
AUAAAUGAAUAAUAUAUUUAAAUAUAAUAUAAAAUCAUAUCAAUAAUGAAAUGAGAACUAAGCAUACUGAGACAAAUAAUUAUUAAGCGAAACUAGAUUUUUAUGUAGUUAAUUCUGAUUCAGCAUUUUAAGAUUUAGUAGUACUACCAAUAACUUAGACUUCAAAGUUCUUGAGAGAUGAUUUAUUAGAAUCAUUAUUGGCUAAGGUUCUGACAUUCUUAUUAACAGCUUCGAUAGUAAAUUAAAUUUAAACAAUUGCAUUAAGAGAAGGUUCAACCAAUUCAAUAGCAAGAAUAAUAACUCCUGGAUUUUUUUAAUUGAUAACAGUAGUCAUUUUGGUGAGGUUAAGCACACUGCUUUCGCUUUUGUAAAGGACUCUAUUAAGAGUGAGUUUUUUACUUAAAGUGCUGUCAAUAAACCAAACUUUAGUGUAUAAUUUAUCAUAAAUAUUAAAGACUGUGUCAGCUCUAAUAGUUUUACAACUUUCAUCAGAACAAAUUUAUGAUUAAGUAUCUAAAUCAACAAUAACUUAACAUUGAGAAGAUUAGGUGCCUUCUUUAUCACAAAUAUCAGUUAUUUAUUUAGUAACAUUUAAAGAAAAAGUUUCAAUGACAUUUCUGUUUGUGUAUACAGUGAUUUAGAAUUAUAUUUAUUUGAGAACUCCUCUUGAGUUUCCUAAGUCCAAAGCAAAAUUAAGUACUUAGUAAGUUUGACUUCCUUUAACAUUGGUGGAGUAGGCAUAAUUAUAAAUUUAAGAUAAAGGAAGAGAAACUAAUAAUUAUUAUACAUUAUUACGUUUUACGUAAUUAGUGGAGAAUGGUUAAUAUCCAUCUUAUUCGUUUUAUUCAAUUAAUAAUUUAGCAGAUAAAGAUUAUUAACAAAUUUCGUCAAUUGUUGUACGAUUAAACUCGAAGUCAAUAAGAAUAUAUAAUUAUUACACAUUACCAACUAAUUUAGAAGAUGAAUUAGUUACUACUACAAUAUUUUUAAUUUAUUAAUAUAAAUCUCUAUCACAAUCGGAAAAUUCAACAUAUUAUUCUUAUUUUG